AUGACCGUGCCGAAAACAAGCCUGAUUCAGCACUUGAAGAUUCGUAUUGCGAUUCGAGUAGAGAAACCACCGAACACCUCAAAUACUGCGGCUAUUGUUACUGUCUUGGACGGAUGGCAUGGAAAAAAUGGAAACGACGGUUUUUUUGUUUUAGUCCAAGUUUCCCAGUAUGCAUUCGCGGUGUGCAGUUUCCGACAGAAGAAAUCAGAUCCGACGGAAUUCGUGCAGGUCGACGGUUUUACCAUCGACUAUAUGCCGGAACCAGAUCCUGAACUCGCUGCUCAAGGCGGUAAACACUUCUUCACGGCCAUCAAAGAGGGAGACGAGCUGAAAUUCGCUACUGACGACGAGAAUGAGCGACAUUUGUGGGUUCAGGCUUUAUACCGUGCUACUGGACAAGCUUACAAGCCCGUGCCGCCAAAACAGUCCACGGUGUUGCUCCUAAGGCGCAAGGUUUCCAGGACAGCUCACUAG
Ostertagia ostertagi is the source of this 474-nucleotide messenger RNA. NCBI's taxonomy places the organism in Eukaryota, Metazoa, Nematoda, Chromadorea, Rhabditida, Trichostrongylidae. The record is from the annotation of a GenBank genome assembly.